CCGGGUUGGGAAUAAUACUUUACGAUACCUGGCUAGUGGAAACAGGUUUUAUUUUGUACAAAACCUUGUGUACUUCAUAAGCGUUUCCACUGGCUUCAAGUCAAAUUCUUACCAAGAUGUUGACGUACGGUGUAUUUAUUUGCGACAGAAACGAAGAAGUUCCAUUGAAAAGUCAAUGCGUUCGAUCAUUUUUAAAAGGCCAAGUUGUUGGUUUUCGAUCAACAUUGACGUAUGUCAAUCAUACAGAAAAUCCUCUCGAAGUGUUUUUCGCGCCUGUGGACGAUUCCUUUGCUGUAGUAGGUUUGGAGGCUUGCAUUGAUGGCAAAAUCCGUGCAGAAAUACAAGAAAAGGAGAAAGCUCGAGAGAAGUACAAAGAAGCAGUAUCGAGUGGACGAACAGCAGCUUUUGGAGAGGAGAAACAAGGAGAUAUAUUUAGUUUGGUUUUAGGCAAUCUUCCCCCGAAAGAAAUGGCUGUUUUGGAAUUAACCAUGGUUGGUGAACUGAAUGUUGAAGCUGGUGGUGCUGUGAGAUUUGUUUUACCUAAAGUGCUCAAACCUCGUUACACACCGACAGGAAGCAAUAACCCUCUGGCACCCGAAGUAUCUUCUGAUAGUGGGGCAACUGCAAAACAAGGGACUGGACCCGAUUCUUACCAGUUCAGCCUUGAAAUAGAUGAUGCACCAAACAUUGAUAAGGUGACAUCACCAUCACACAAGAUUUUUGCUGACAAUGACGGCGAAAAGAUCAAAGUGACUUUAACGGAAGUAAAACAAACUGAUAUUGUCAUUUUAGUGCAACCAAAACAGAUAAACAAGCCAUUAAUUAUUGUUGAACCAGGUUUAUCAAAUGGUGAAAAUAAUUUUCAAAAAUCUUCAGCAAUCAUGGUGAGCUUCAUCCCAGAAUUUAAGGGUGAAAGUAAUUGUCUUCAAGCAGCUUGUGAAUUUGUGUUUGUAAUUGAUCGAAGUGGUAGUAUGGCUGGAUCCUACAUCAAAGAUGCAGCUGAAACACUUCUACUCUUUCUUAAAAGUAUUCCUGAAGGAUGUUAUUUCAAUAUAAUAGGUUUUGGCAGCACAUAUGUUCACCUAUUUCCAGAAAGUGUUCCAUACAAUCAAAAAAAUUUGGAAACAGCUGUAAAACAUGCAAAGAAUCUUCAAGCUGAUUUGGGUGGUACUGAGCUAUUUGAUCCACUUAAAGAAAUAUUUAGUCAUGCACCAAAGAAAGGUUUGCCAAGGCAGGUGUUUGUGCUAACUGAUGGAAGCAUAGGUAAUACUGACUCUGUCAUUCAACUUGUUAAGAAAAACUGCAACAAGUCCAGAUGUUUUUCUUUUGGCAUCGGCUCUGGUGCAUCAACAACUUUAGUGAAAGGCAUUGCACAAGCUGGCAAAGGUGCUGCUGAGUUCAUUGUAUCUGGAGAGAGGAUGCAACCUAAGGUGAUAAGAUCACUGAAGAAAGCCAUGCAACCUGCUGUGACAGAUGUUCAAAUUUCUGUCUCUGUUUCCAACAAUAUAACAGUAAAUGUAGUUCCAAGAAAGCUUCCACCUAUUUUUAUUGGUGAAUGUCUCAUUGUAUAUGCAAUUCUUCAUGACAAGUCACCAUCCUCAUCACCUCAAGAAGGAAAAAUACUCCUUACUGGUGAUUUACUUGGAGCUAAAGUAGAGCAUAAGAUGAAGUUUCCAAUCAAACCAGCAGUGAAAAAAGAGACUGCUUCCCAAGUGUCAACUAUUCACCACCUUGCAGCCAAGAAGUUGAUAAAAGAAUUGGAGUUGGAUGGUGGGAAAAAGGCAGAGAUAAUCCAGCUAAGUUGUGACUCCAAUGUUAUAUCAUCACAAACUGCAUUUAUUGCCAUUGAUCAAGAUAGAAAACAAGCAGUUAAAGGAAGUUUGCACAGUUGGGAUUUAAUGCCUCGACAGGAGGAAGAGUUCUUGUUGAUGACUCCAUUGGCUUGUGGCUUUGUAGAAAAAAGUGCCAGAAGUGAUAGAUAUUCAAGUGACAUUUACUUUAGAUCAGCUCAUAUGUAUUCUAGACCAGCUACUAUGGGUCAAAGAGUAUCUCCAGAACGAACACUCACUUAUAGCCGUGAAAGUGCAACUGUAGGCCGAAGUUUAGAAAGUGACAGAAAUUAUCGAUUAGCUACUCGGUGUCAAAGUUUAUCAAAUGACUACCGAAGAAAUGAGGUUUAUGGAGGUGAUACAGAAAGGUGUGCAACUACAGACGAAAUUUUAGAAGACACCAAGUUUGGAGGUUAUAUUCCACCUCCUCCAAUACCAACAUUCACUAAAAUGUGUAAAAGUGCAGAUGAAACCCUAAGUUUAGAAGGGGCCAACAGUUUUUUUGGAGGUUUUGAUGAUAAUGGUUUAGAACAUCAAAGUUUAGGGAAUGUCAAACAUGACAGAGAUUCAAGUAAUCCACUUUCACAGAUAAUCAAUCUUCAGCUAGCAAAUGGUGCCUGGAAUAUGGAGUCAGCAAUAGCAAAGAUGGUUGGUAAAUCAUUUAAGGAUUUAGAAGAUGCCUGUCCAGUGUCAUGCAAUGGAAAUAUGAUGACAAUAUGGGCAACAUGUAUUGUUUUGGCAUACCUGGACCUUCACUUAUCCACUGUUAAAGAUGAAUGGGAGUUGGUUGGUAUGAAAGCAAAAUCUUGGCUUAUGAUGCAAGUUCUACCACAAGGAUGUUCCUAUGAAGAUUUGCAUGAAAAAGCAAUCCAAUUUCUCAAGUCUCAGCCUCCCGCGAUCUACGUGAAUGCGAAAACUACUAUUAAAAAUAAAACAUGCCGAAAUUCAAAACGCGCUUCUUGCAAAGUGUUGUAAAUCUUUCUACCGGCAUAUCACUCCUAAUUUUCUUUAUUUUGCAUAUAUUUUACGUGAUAUUUGAAAUAAACUCGUAUUAAAUCUCUUAUGUAACUUA
Molecule: messenger RNA, 2901 nt
Organism: Xenia sp. Carnegie-2017
Lineage: Eukaryota; Metazoa; Cnidaria; Anthozoa; Malacalcyonacea; Xeniidae
Product: von Willebrand factor A domain-containing protein 5A-like
Source: RefSeq, a predicted model, not a curated record